AUGUCCGUCGACAAGACGCCCAUCUUCAUUACUGGUGCUACUGGCUAUAUCGGAGGCUCUGUCCUUGAACGUCUCCUCAAGCAUCCCAGUGCUAGCACCUUCGAUAUCACUGCUCUCGUCCGUAACGAGGAGAAGGCCAAGAUCCUCGAGUCCAAGUUCCCAGUCAAGGUUGUUCGCGGAACGCACCAGGACCUGGACAAGCUCGAGACACUUGCACAGAACGCGCAUGUUGUCUUCCACACCGCCGACGCCGAUGACGAGCCCGCUGCCAAGGCUAUCUUGAGCGGUCUUAGGAAGAGGCACGCCACCCUCGGCGACCUUCCCAUCCUUAUCCACACAUCCGGAACGGGUCUCCUCACCGAUGACGCACGGGGCGAGUACGCCACGGAGACCAUCUACUCGGACCUCAACAUCGAGCAGCUCAAGGCGAUCCCGCCCACUGCGUUCCACCGGAACGUCGACCUGCUCGUCAUCGAGGCAGACACGCAGGGAUACGCGCGCACCCACAUCAUCUUCCCAUCGACCAUCUACGCCAUUGCGGAGGGCGCCCUCUUCGACGCGGGCGUGUCGAACCCGCACUCGAUCCAGAUUCCGUACCUCAUCAAGGCCGCUCUCGCCCGCAAACAGGCAGGCGUUGUUGGCAAGGGCAAAGCGCUCUGGCCCGAUGUGCACAUCCAUGACGUCGCCGACCUGUACAUCACCCUCUUCGACUCGAUCGUGAGCCACCCCGACACGACCGGGCACGGCUGGGAGGGCUUCUACUUCGGCGAGAACGGCGAGCACAGCUGGUACCAGAUCAGCCGCGCGAUCGGCGACGCGCUCGUCGCGCUCGGGAUAUCGCAGGACCCCGAGCCGACCCCAUUCACGACUGAGGAGCUCGUGAAGUACUUCGGGAGCGAGUGGGCGGGCAACUACAGCGGCUCGAACUCGCGCUGCCGCGCGGACCGCGGGCGCGCGAUUGGGUGGAAGCCGAGGUUCACGACGGAGGAUAUGUUGAGGAGUAUCAGGCCGGAGGUGGAGGCGUGGAUCAAGAAGCAGCAGGCGUAGAUACUUGAGUCGAAGAGAAGAUAAUCACUCAAUAUGUAUAUCAGAGGCUGACAUCGCGAUGCAACAUCGAAUAUCAUACUGAGCGUC
Trametes versicolor FP-101664 SS1 is the source of this 1134-nucleotide messenger RNA. RefSeq names its product NAD-P-binding protein. NCBI's taxonomy places the organism in Eukaryota, Fungi, Basidiomycota, Agaricomycetes, Polyporales, Polyporaceae. The record is from RefSeq and is a predicted model, not a curated record. The coding region runs from base 1 to 1047 and encodes 348 amino acids. The transcript has 5 exons.